CGCACGCCGGUUUGGAGUAAAUUUUAUUGUAACCUAAAUUAAAAAUAGGGACGAAGGUUAAAAUAAAGAGUAAUAGUGAAGGAAAAAAAUUAAUAAAAUGGAUAAUGACAAUGAGCAAGAAAAUGUUAAUGAAGAGGAUUAUUAUACUUUUCUCAAUUUACCAAGAAACGCAACACCUGAAGAAAUUCAUCAAGCUUAUAGAAGACAAAGUAGACUUUAUCAUCCCGAUAAACACGUGGAUCCAGUACUGAAGAAAAAAGCAGAGACUCUGUUUAGUCGAACAAAUAAAGCAUAUGAAGUGUUAAGUGAUCCUCACCAAAGAGCUAUUUAUGACUCCCUCGGAGUUAGAGGAUUGGAAACACAAGGAUGGGAAAUAGUUCAAAGAACAAAAACUCCCCAAGAAAUAAGAGAGGAAUAUGAAAGAAUUGCUAAGGAAAGGGAAGAUAGAUUAUUGCAACAAAGGACUAAUCCUAAAGGCAAUAUAACUGUUUACGUGAAUGCAACUAAUAUUUUUAAUAGCUACGAUGAAGAAUAUGAUGUUGGAAACGGAUUAUUUAGUGGUGUCGAAAUUAGUGGAAUGUCUUUUCAACAAUCAAUUGAAGCUCCCCUGACUUUAAAAGAUACAUUGACUCUCUACGGCCAGUUAGAUGCUGAAAAUGGUACCGGAGUAGGUACGGUAAAUGUUGCUGCUCGAAAAACACUAUCAUCAAAGAGUUGGGUGGAAUUAGAUGUAGGAGCUGGUAACGGACCUGUAACGUCAGUUAAAUGUUAUCGGUCUCUGACCCAGCGAUUAUUUUUCACUGGAGCCAUAAUUCUUCAAUUUAAACCUAAUGAAGUCCGACCCGGACUAGUUGCUUCUUUAGGCCAACAAUUAGAUAAACACACAGUUGGAUAUAUAACAUAUAAAGGUGGAAUUCAAAACGGAAUGACUACAAUGAUCGUAAGAGAUACUCCAGAAUCAUACACUUCCUUUACUUUACAAUUCGGAUUGGUUAACAGCUUUGCUAGUCUUAGUUAUACUUAUAAAAUGGUGGAAAAAGAAAUGAAAUUACGAGGAACGUUAAAGGUAGGUACUCUCGGAGCAUAUUUAGAGUACGGAGCUGAAAAAAAGGUAUCAAAACAUAGUGCAUUAUCUGCAUCUGUACGCGUCGGUGUACCAAAUGGUGUCACAUUAAGGAUUAAAUUAAUUCGUGCAUCACAGUCUUACUUAUUUCCAAUUCAUUUAUGUGAAGAAAUUGUUCCCGCACCAGUUUUCUAUGCCACAGUGGUACCUCUUAUAACGUGGACAGUUGUCAAGAAGAUAGUUAUUGAGCCAAUGAUAAAAGAACAGAAAGAAAGGGAGAAAGAAAAACAAAAGGAAUUGAAUAAAGCUAGAAUGUUAGAAAAACAACGUGAAGCUAAAGCAGCUAUUGAACUAAUGAUGGCUACAUUUAGUAGAAUUAGAGCUGAAGAAGAAGCUAAAGGUGGUUUAGUUAUUACGAAAGCAUUAUAUGGACGCUUUGUUUAUCCUGAUAAACGAAAUCAGCAACAAGAAGUUGGAAAUGAUUCAAAGGACGAUGUUAUUGAUGUUACUAUUCCAUUACAGUGCUUAGUUAUUAACUCUAGAUUAGUUCUACAUGAAGCCUCGAAGAGUGAAUUACCUGGCUUCUAUGAUCCAUGUUUUGGGGAAGAUAAGCAGCUUCUUUUACAGUAUCUAUUUCAUCGACAGACACAUGAAUGUCUUAUAAAAGAUAAUGAACCUCUCCGAAUACCAGUGCAAUCUCAUCGUGUCAACAUGACUUGACAUAAAAAACGGAUUUCAAAAGCAAAACAAACACAAUAAUUAACUAAAUUUAUAUAGAUUCUUUCGCUUCUAAAUUAGCUUUAGGUGAUUUACUUAGAACAUAAAAAUCCUACUAGCAUAUUAUGAAGAAAAGCGUACUUUAAAUUACAUUUUCAAUAUUCAAUGAUUAAAACAAUUAUUAUAAAUGAAAUUACGAAAUUAAUUUUUAUUCUGCAUCUUAUUGAAUAGUCAGAUAUAAAAAUUAAAAAGUUUGAAACAAAUACUUAUUUAUAUGUUCAUGUUUUGACUCUUACAUAGAAAUUAUGUAUGAAUAUUAAUUAGUUAAUUUAAAAAACUUUAUUCAUACUCAAUAUAUCAUUUUACUAACAUAGUCGUUAAUGAAAUACGAGUCCAGUCAGUUUAUCGUACUCUUAUACGGUUGACGCUUCAGUCUAAUUGUUACAAGCAUAUAUUAAUACAUGGUUAAAUUAAUUAUGAUACUUGUGAAAUAUGAAAAGAUAGCAAGAAGUAAAGAACACUAUAUUUUUUAAAUCGUAUAAAUUGUGAUGUGAUAUAAUAA
This is a messenger RNA of Chelonus insularis, 2342 nucleotides long. RefSeq names its product dnaJ homolog subfamily C member 11. The record is from RefSeq and is a predicted model, not a curated record. NCBI's taxonomy places the organism in Eukaryota, Metazoa, Arthropoda, Insecta, Hymenoptera, Braconidae. Gene Ontology annotation, biological process: cristae formation. The transcript is spliced from 8 exons. Bases 98 to 1783 code for a protein of 561 amino acids.